CUCUGGUACAUGUAUGGUGGGGUAAAUGAAUUUAUUAAAGCCAGCUCAAUUUUCCUCAAGGUCGCUGAGAUGUAUAAUAAGGUUAGAGCACGUGAUUGUCGGCGAGGUUGUACUUGUAGGUUAGGGUAAGCAUAAGGGCUAGUCCCAGGGUUAGGGUAAGGGUACGGAUUUACGCUAGACUUGUUUGCACCUCGUGACCUUUGACCAAACUUCAAGUUGACCUUAUCGAAUAGAUCUAACUAACGCACUGGAUCUAGCCAUACGGUACUGUAGUCUCUAUUACCCAGAAAAAUAUUCUACGAUCUCGAGACUAUUAUACUGGAGAGUGUCGAAGUUUGCCGGAUGAUUUUAGCUGUAACGGAAAUACCGGCCUAGCACUAUUUAUAACACAUGUGGAAAAACCUAUUAGCUCGUGACUGAAGGUUUUAUGGAAACAUAAUUUAGACUGGAUUUUUUGUCAGAAUUGUUAGAACUGAAACGAAAUAUUGAGUAGAAUAUUUGUGAAAUAAUUUCUAGUUCGGUUACUCGUAGAACCGGAUAUUGGACUGACAGUUCUCACCAUAUAUGCAAUUUCCAGGGAAUAUUCGAUUUGUAGAAAGCGGGUGUAUCAACAUACGUAGAUAUACGUCAUAUAAGGAUCUACAACCAUGAAAUAAUGGACGUGUAUGGGAUAAUUUAAUGGAUAUUGGAAAUUUGAAUCAACUAAUCCCGUAGACUGUUCACUUUCUGAAGAAUUAUAUUGACGCGCCUCGAUGGCUGACGCUCCACUUAAUCGACAUCAAAGACGACAGUUGCUUGAACGGAUGCGACAACAUGAAGCCGGUUUUGCUAGGUUUGUUAAUCGUCGACAAGCUACAGUAGCCACAUUAUUGGAACUGGCUGAUGAGUUAAACUCAAGCAAACGCAAGGUCAGGAUCAGUAAAAUUUUCGGUUCCGUUGGUGGAGUAGUUUCGGCAGGUUUAACGAUUGCUGGAUUGGCAACGAUACCCAUAUUUGGAGUUGGGGUUGGUUUAACUGCGGCGGGGGCUGUCUUGGGAGUUCUAUCUGGUACCACAAGUGCUGGAGCUGCCAUAGGCGAUAUUGUAGUUAGUAAAAACAGGAGAGAGCAAUGCAACCAAGUGCUCGAGGCAGAUAAUCAAGCUGUAUUGGAUUAUCAAAAUGCAAUGGAGGGACUUAUAUUAUUUAUUCAUUCCAUAAGAGGCGCCGCUCCUAUUGGUAGCGUAGUAACGGCAGGAAUUCAAUUAGUGAGAUUGGUGGACGUGCUCUUGGAUGCAUCUGGAGCCACAAUUAGAGGUGUUGGCGCUGCUAUUGACGCUGUGCCCAUAGUUGGAGCUGUGUUCAACCUAAUCACACUCCCCAUAGAUAUUGGUACCCUGAUAUCCAACGCAAGAGAUAUCCAUAAUUCCACCCCUCAUCAGGUAGCAGCAAGUAUCACCGAGGUAGCCCAGCAGUUGCAAGACCAACUUAGAGAGCUACAGCUAAGACAUGACGAGGAAAUGGAAGAACUACAAGAUGCUCUUUUAGGUCGAAUGGUUCCCCGUGAAAAUACAAUUUCAGCAAGAGAAAUUGCUUUUUAUGUUUGUGUAAUUGUUGUGCUAGCGAUUAUAAAUUUGGUUUUAUUCUGGUUCCAGGGGCCUGAUGGCCCGCCACUCCUGGCCUAUGACCUUCCAAUGCUUCCAUUUGAUUAGAAAGUGUGUUUUAUUAUCAGCCUAUUGAUGUAGCCCACUUAAAACCAGAUAUCAUCAUUUUCACACUAUCAGUAGUUUUAACAAUAAACGAUUCUAACUAUAUCAUACACAGAACUUUGUUUUAUGAAAGGGUAUAGCUGCUUAUAAGUCACGUCAUGUGGAGAACGUAACACAUCCCAAUUACAAUUUCUACAUAACAACUUUGAAACUCGUGCGACGUCAUUCGUUUGCGUCAGGUAUAUUAUGCUAUGUAACACUACAGAUAGCAGAAGAUCAGCAUAAUUGAUAAGACCUUUAUUAAGAACAUGAAAUAGACAUAAUUCGGUAGAAGCUCAAUUCCAUGUCAGACUUACUGUCAAUAAACACCUGCUUAUAUAGUGUUCAACAAUUAGGGAAGAUGGACAAGAGUGAUCAUCAUAUAUGGUAUUGUUUAUUUAUCAAAUUAUGAUAUCUGUAAUUACACUGCAUAUUUUUUUGGAUGUCAUUGUCAGGUCAUAGUAUGAUACACUGACAACUACUACAUUCUCUUUGAAGUUCUGCCUAGUGUUAUACACAUAUCAUGUGUAGCUUGUAAAGGACAUAUUGAAUUAAUUAGUUUUUUAAUACAGAGGUGAAACGUCAAUAUCAUAUAUUAUCAAAUCUGAGUUCAUGCACCUAAAUGAUCGUUCAAUUUGUUGAAAAAUAUAAAGAUCACUUUGUCACAGCUGAAAGGGGAAUGCUUAACUCAACACCUAAUAAGACCCCUUAAGAUGAAUUUUAAAUGUUUCUCUUUAGUUUUAAUAGUUUACCUUGAUGUGUAAUUCGUUAAUAUUUCCAGUACAAAAAUGGCAUAUUUGAUUUGUGUAGAUUUAAUUUUUAUUGAAAUAGUAUUUUGUUUCGAUUUACGGCAUAUUUUCAUGAUAAAAGAAUAAACCAUGACUACGUG
Messenger RNA from Patella vulgata (common limpet), 2613 nucleotides. RefSeq lists its product as uncharacterized. The record is from RefSeq and is a predicted model, not a curated record. Lineage: Eukaryota; Metazoa; Mollusca; Gastropoda; Patellidae. Gene Ontology annotation, cellular component: membrane; extracellular region. The coding region runs from base 753 to 1688 and encodes 311 amino acids. Gene Ontology annotation, biological process: lipoprotein metabolic process; lipid transport. Gene Ontology annotation, molecular function: lipid binding. The transcript has 2 exons.